Molecule: messenger RNA, 1478 nt
Organism: Aspergillus homomorphus CBS 101889
Lineage: Eukaryota; Fungi; Ascomycota; Eurotiomycetes; Eurotiales; Aspergillaceae
Product: non-structural maintenance of chromosomes element 1 family protein
Exons: 3
Coding region: 99-1160 (353 amino acids)
Biological process (GO): DNA damage tolerance; double-strand break repair via homologous recombination
Cellular component (GO): nucleus; Smc5-Smc6 complex
Molecular function (GO): ubiquitin-protein transferase activity
Source: RefSeq, a predicted model, not a curated record
GUUGUUCCCAAGCCAGAGACAUAAACCCCAUCUUCUCGCCAUAUCUGUUCCAGCUCUCAAAGCCAUCUUCUAUACUGGCACAACCAUCGUCUGCGACAAUGGUCCGAGAAACAGGCCCCUACAGUUACAAUGACACUAACCGCGCAUUCCUCCAAGCCUUCAUGGGCCGCUCGACCAUGACGUUCGAGGAAGCCAGACCCGUCUUAGCAGCGAUCUUCUCUGCGCAUGAAAAACAAGCUGUCUCCGCCGAAGAAGUCACCGAAGACGAACUCCAAUCCUAUAUCGCGACCGCCAACAAUGCCAUCUCGCCCUUUGACCUCGAGAUCCGGAGCACCCUCCCCCAGAUCGAAGUUGACCCGAGCCAGACGACCGUUCCCCCGCCGGAGCGGGUGUACGCGCUCGUCAAUACAACCAGCGAUGCGAUGACGCAGCUGGCGACGACGUACUCGGCGGACGAGAUUGCCUUUGUGAAGCGGCUGCUGGACGCGAUGUUUGAGACACAUAAUACGCGGCGCUGUGAGGCGAUGGUCGUCAGUGGCAUCCAGGCGUUGCAGUUGGCUAAGGUUUCCGGGGACGCGAGCCAGCGGCGAGAGUCCGGGUUGCUGCCGUCGCAGUCGCAGACAACGUUGACGCAGGGGGCACAGACGCAGCCAGACUCGCAGGUGGUGGGUGGGGCGGUCCAGUCGUUGACCAUGUCGCAGGCGGAGAUGCUGUUGAAACAGUUGGUUGAGGAGGGGUGGUUUGGGAAGAGUCGGAACGGCUUCUAUAGUCUUAGUCCUCGGGGCUUGAUGGAGUUAAGGGGGUGGUUGGUCGCCACGUAUAACGAUGAGGCGGAGGGGAUCCGGAAGAUCAAGCUCUGUGCUGCGUGUAAAGAUUUGAUUACUGCGGGUCAACGUUGUGUUAAUCGGGACUGUCUUGGGAGACUGCACGAUCAUUGUCUGCGCCACUUCUUCCGCUCUCAGCAAGCUGAUAUCUGCCCGGUAUGUAAGGAGAUUUGGCCGGGAAACAAGUUCGUUGGAGAGAGGGCAGUCACACAGGCCGAUCAGGAGAUGCACGCUCGGAGAAGACGAAGCUCGAAUACGCAGCGGCCGAGCGAUGUAGCCGGGCCCAGCACUCAGGUGGCGCUCGAACCAAUGGAGGAAGAUGAUGGCAGUGAUUGAAGGGCACGGAUACCUUGGAUGGAUGAUUGCUAUAGUCAUACCACCUCAAGCAUGAGGCAUAUACCACUAACAAGCCACUGCUCUCUCCUAGCAUUUGGGCUAUGCGCCCUGAAGCUUGUCUGGAAGACUUUCACUAUACCCCGAGCCGAGUCCUGCAGAUGGUAACGUACGCUGAAACACUGCCUGAUCAAACUGUUGAGUGAUGGCGCUGUUUCUGCCGAGUCUGGCUUGAUUUGUUGCAACAAGGUCACCGUCCCUGCAGCAAACGAUCCGCGACGCAGCCCGCCCUGCCGAUCCCGAACUGGCGCUGAUAUUAGG